Messenger RNA from Musca vetustissima, 549 nucleotides. RefSeq lists its product as uncharacterized. The coding region runs from base 1 to 549 and encodes 182 amino acids. NCBI's taxonomy places the organism in Eukaryota, Metazoa, Arthropoda, Insecta, Diptera, Muscidae. The transcript has a single exon. The record is from RefSeq and is a predicted model, not a curated record.
AUGCCUAAAUUUAUGCAAAUCCUUUUAGUUGCCUUCUUGGCUUUGGGUUUGGUUGCCGCCGAACCAAAACGUUUCCAAGGUAGACGUAAUCGUUUUUUGGCCCGUCAAGAAGUUGAAGAACCAGUUACUCCUUAUCCCACCGCUGAUGAAUUGAAACCUGAAGUUCCUUUCGAUGAAGCUGUUGCUGCUGAAGGACAAACUACAUUCACACCUGUUGCUGCCGAAGGUGAAACUCCCUUCACACCUGUUGCCGCCGAGGGAGAAACUCCCUAUACACCUGAUGAAGUUUAUGGUCCACCAGAAGAAGAUGAAGCUGUCGUAGAUACUCAAGAUGUUGUUGAAGAAGAAUAUGUUCCAACUGAAGAAGAAAUUGCCUCUGCUCGUUUAACUUCUCGUCGUGGCGCUGUCCGCAAAGCUGCUGUUCGUCCAGCUAAAUUGCGCAAACCUAUCCAUGCCCGCCCCGCUAAAUUGCGUAAAGCUGCCCCAGCCCGUCUCCAAGUCCAGCCACAUUACGUUCCUCAACCUAUCUUCUAUUAUAUUUCCCAAUAA